Aspergillus alliaceus is the source of this 1752-nucleotide messenger RNA. RefSeq lists its product as uncharacterized. Gene Ontology annotation, molecular function: acyltransferase activity, transferring groups other than amino-acyl groups. The coding region runs from base 202 to 1752 and encodes 516 amino acids. Lineage: Eukaryota; Fungi; Ascomycota; Eurotiomycetes; Eurotiales; Aspergillaceae. The record is from RefSeq and is a predicted model, not a curated record. The transcript has a single exon.
CUUGCCUCCGCAGGUUGGUCCGAGCUGGGCAUACUCCGGGCCAGGUAUGAUAAUCCUGCGCACAAAGUGGGCUUCAUCAUGGGUAAGGUCUCACAUAAGGCAGGGUACUCCGCCCAGUGGGCGUUCCAUGUCUAGUACUGUUCAUAAUCCAGGUAGUUUCAUACCGUCUUUCUGCCUUUUUUUGUUUUCCAAACCUUCACAAUGUCUUCGGCAGAUGAGGUUCGUGUCACAAUCAGCCCUUUGGACUACAUCCCCCCACGCAACUAUGUCCGCCUUGUCCUUCCCAUCCCGCUAAAGCCUGGUGUCGACGAAAAGCUUGUGUUUGAUGAGCUUCAUGAAGCCCUCCACAAGACCUUUGUACAGGAGCCCUGGGCUAGCGGCAAGGUGUACCGCCAAUCCCCCGACACACCCGGCUGGCGCCCAGGCCAACUCGAGCUUCGCUACCGUGCCACACAGUCCCUGAGUGACCCGCGGCCACACCAGCUCCGGUACCACAAGCUAGACACAGACUGGACGUACGAGGAGCUGCGUGACAGCGGCUUCCCCAGUGAUGCGUUCCCCGAAGAGGAACUCCUCCUCGAUGCGCCCUUCCUGGGUGAUGCAGAUGGGCCCGGCGCUGAUAUCAUGCUAACCCAGGCCAGUUUCCUCCCCGGCGGUCUGCUGCUGGCCCUCACUGCCUCUCACUCAGCCACAGAUGCCUCCGGCAUGAUGGCCCUCUUCAACAUGUGGGCAGAGAACUUCCGGGAGCUGCACGGCCGAGAUGCCGGAGGACGCGUAGCCCCCUCAAUCUUCACCGAUGAAGACCGCGACCGAAGCGUCCCCGACCGCAUCUUGGAGAAGGAAGCCAGCCCGGGUGGCCCAAAGAACAGCUUCGAUGACCCAUGGCUGCGCGGCCUCGUCUGCCUGGACCGGGGCUAUCCCCGUGAAGCAUCAGGGGCUGCCGUACCACCCAGCAUCAAGUCAACAAACGGACACACGAAUGGGCACACAAACGGAUCAAGCACCAACAGUGAGGGCCGCACGAUGCUCAACCGCGUCAUGUUCCUCUCAGCCACGGACCUCAUCACCCUGCAAAAAGAUUGUGCCGCAGAACCUUCACUCGCCGGAACACCUCCCCUCUCUGUCGGCGAUGUUAUCACCGCCCUGAUGUGGCGUAUGUCCAUGAAAGUCCGCUCCGCCGCAGCCAUCGCCCGCGGCUCCCCCCUCAAGGACGAAAUCUCCGUCUUCGAAGCCCCAGUCGACGUCCGGAACAUCUUCUCCCAAAACUUCCCCCCGCACUGGUUCGGUAACUGCUGGCUUCUCAACACCGCGCGCAUGCCCCUCGCCGAGCUCAUCGAUCCAGCUACCUCCAUCGGUCGCGUCGCAGGGACCAUCAGACAGGGUGCCGCCCGUCUCGAUACACAGGCUGUUCACGACGCCUAUACCCUGCUGAGGUCGACGGAUGACCUCUCCCAGAUCGUCGGCCGUUUCGUCGAGCGCCCUGAUUCUUCGGACUUCCUGGUCUCCAACAUCAUGCUCUUCCCCCUUGGCGAUAUUAGUCUGGGCGACCGGUAUUUCGAGAACGGUGGCACGCCCCAGGCGCUCCGUGUGCUGCACGGACAGUACGCCCCCAAUGUCCGGCUUGGACAUAUUCUGCCCCGGAGUACGACCCACGGUGGUGUGGAGCUGAGUGUGAACUUGUUUGAUGAUGAGAUGGCUCUUCUCGAGGAGGAUGAAGACUUCAACCGCUAUUUAGUGCCUAUUCAGGCAUAG